Molecule: messenger RNA, 4614 nt
Organism: Oryza sativa Japonica Group (Japanese rice)
Lineage: Eukaryota; Viridiplantae; Streptophyta; Magnoliopsida; Poales; Poaceae
Source: RefSeq, a predicted model, not a curated record
CUUUUUCGUCGCAUCUGCUUCAGUAAGUCCAGUGCCGAUCACUCCCAGUCUCCCAGGUCCCAAACACUUGCUAGCCUAUCUAUAUAUGCGGCCACGAGCAGCACUAGAUUUCAGUGAGCAAAGAAGCUUUACUCAGUUAGUGUUUGGUCUUAAUUAAACACUGGCCUCCCAAUUGAUUAAGAGUACUCAGGGGGAGUACUGACUACUGAGAAUCUAGCAUCGAUCAAGCAUGCAACAAAAGGAAGCCGGCGAGGAAGCCGUCGUCGUCGUGGGCGCCGGGAUCGCCGGCCUCGCCGUGGCUCUCGGGCUGCACAGGAAAGGGGUGAAGUGCUCGGUGCUGGAGUCGUCGCCGGAGCUCCGGGCGUCGGGGUUCGCCUUCGCGACGUGGACGAACGCGUGGCAAGCGCUUGACAACCUUGGGGUGGGCGACAAGAUCAGGAAGCUUCAUCUGCAUCUUCAGGAGUUGCAUGUCUUCUCUUCGUCUACGGGAGAGAUAACACGAAGAGCGGAUCUCACGGUGCAGGGGAAACGAGGACCCAAUGAACUGCGCUGCGUCAGGCGGGACUGGCUGCUCCGAGCACUAGAGGAAGAGCUACCAAAAGGCACCAUCCGUUACUCCUCCAAGAUCGUUGCAAUCGAAGAGGAUGGCAACGCCAAGAUCAUACACCUUGCCGACGCCGCAAUUCUCAGAGCAAAGGUGCUGAUCGGCUGCGACGGGGUGAAUUCCGUUGUGGCAAAAUGGCUGGGGCUCACAAAGCCGUCGUCCUCGGGGCGCUUGGCGACGAGAGGCCUCGCGCAUUACCCUGAUGGCCAUGGAUUGGACCCAAGGUUCAAGAUGUUCGUCGGCCAUGGCUUCCGUGCUGGCGUGAUCCCCUGCAACGAGACUGAUGCCUACUGGUUCUUCACCUGGUCUCCUUCCGAACACGUUGCCGUUCCAGAAAGUAAUGGCGUCGAGGAGAGCGCGGAAAAGAUGAAGCAGUUCGUGCUGACCAAGCUGAGGAGCUCCAAGAUCCCAACCGAGGUGCUCGAGGUCGUCGAGAGGAGCAACAUAAACGACGUGGUCGCGUCGCCGCUGCGUUUCCGGCCCCCGCUGUCGCUCCUGCUCGCGAGCAUCAGCAAGGGGAACGCGUGCGUCGCCGGUGACGCGCUGCACCCGAUGACGCCUGACCUUGGCCAGGGCGGCUGCGCGGCGCUCGAGGACGGCGUCGUGCUGGCGAGAUGCCUCGGCGACGCCCUUCUCGGCGGCGGCGGCGCCGCCGAGAGCGAGAGGAUCGAGGCGAGUCUACGUGAGUACGCUAGAAUCCGGCGGUGGAGGAGCGUCGAGCUCGUCGGGACAGCCUACGUCGUCGGCAUCGUGCAGCAGAGUAACAAUGCGGUCAUCAGCUUUCUGCGGGACAAGUGGUUGGCCGGAGUGCUCGCCGGAAGGCUUCUGAAAAUGGCGGACUAUGACUGUGGCAAGCUCUGGCGCAUCAUCAUCAGCGAUGACGUCAAAGUGCCUUCACUGCUGGCCUGCUGCUCACUCACCCUCGCCGUCGCAGCAAUCAUAUUUAAACUCCUGGCGCUCACUCGAUUUGCUCACAGCAUUUAUUCUCAUCUCUUUCCUGCAGCCAAGUCAGUUUGCAUUCGCACAAAGCCAGUUGCAAGCAUGCAGCAAGAACAGGCAGACGGCCGGGAGAUCGUCAUCGCCGGCGCCGGCCUCGCCGGGCUCGCAGUGGCCCUCGGACUGCACAGGAAAGGACUGAGGAGCGUGGUGCUGGAGUCGUCGCCGACGCUGCGGACGUCCGGGUUGGCGUUCAUCACAUGGACGAACGCCUUCCGCGCGCUUGAUGCCCUUGGGGUAGGCGACAAGAUGAGGAGCCAGCACCAGCAGAUCCAGAGGUUGAAUGUCAUGUCUUCAGCUACUGGAGAAAUAGUGCAAGAAAUUGAUCUGAGGGCGCAAGGCAAACGGGGAACCCAUGAGGCACGCUGCGUGAGCCGCACCGCGCUGCUACUGGCGUUGGAGGAAGAGCUCCCAAGAGGCACCAUCCGCUACUCCUCCAAGAUCGUCUCGAUCGAGGAAGACGGCAACGCCAAGAUCCUCCAUCUGUCUGACGGAUCGACUCUCAGAGCAAAGGUGCUGAUCGGGUGCGACGGGAUCAACUCGGUGGUGGCGAGAUGGCUGGGGCUCGCGAAGCCGUCGGACUCGGGGCACACGGCCACGCGCGGACGCGCCAAGUACCCGGACGGCCAUGGCUUCGAGCCCAGGUUUCUGCAGUUGGUCGGCCAGGGAUUCCGUGCAGGCAUGGUGCCCUGCAACGACACCGACGUCUACUGGUUCUUCACGUGGUCUCCUUCCCCAGAUGAUAAGGAUGUCGACAAGAGUUCAGCCGCGACGAAGCAGUUCGUGCUGACAAAGCUCCGGAGCACGAACGUGCCACCACAGGUGCUCGAGGCGGUCGAGCGGAGCGAGAUGAACGACGUGCUCGCGGCGCCGCUGCGGUUCCGAUCGCCGCUGUCGCUCCCGUUCGCGAGCAUCAGCAAGGGGAACGUGUGCGUCGCCGGCGACGCGCUCCACCCGACGACGCCGGACCUGGCGCAGGGCGCGUGCACGGCGCUGGAGGACGCCGUCGUCCUGGCGAGGUGCCUCGGCGAGGCGCUGCUGCUCCGUACCGGCGACUGCGCCGCCGAGGAGAGUCACCGGGUCGUCGAGGCCGCGCUGCGCCGGUACGCGGACGCCCGGCGGUGGAGGAGUGCGCAGCUGACCGGUGCGUCGUACGCGGUGGGGUUCGUGCAGCAGAGCGACCACCCCGCCGUGGGCUUCCUGCGUGACAAGCUGUUGUCCGGGGUGCUCGCCAAGACGCUGCUCAUGAUGCCCGACUACGAUUGCGGCACGCUCUCGAGUUCCGGUGCUUGUUGGCGCAUCAUAGAAAACCCUGAACUGGUUCAGCAGCAGUACAGCCUUCGACCAUCCUCACUCUGUUUCCACUUGCGAGCGACACCAACCGCGGGUGGGGGUUCGCGAACAAUGGAGGGCUCGGGCGUCGAGGGCAUCGUCAUCGCCGGCGCCGGCCUCGCGGGGCUCGCGACGGCGCUCGGGUUACACAGGAAAGGGGUGAGGAGCCUGGUGCUGGAGUCGUCGGCGACGCUGCGGGCGUCCGGGUUCGCGUUCACGACAUGGACGAACGCCUUCCGCGCGCUCGACGCCCUUGGUGUCGGCGACAAGAUCAGGGAGCAUCAUCUGCUCUACGAGAGGCUGUUGGCCUUCUCUGCAUCCACGGGAGAGCCUGCCGCGAAGUUGAGUCUAAAGAUGCAAGGGAAAAGUGGACCGCAUGAGAUUCGGUGCGUGAAGCGCAACUUCCUACUGGAGACUCUGGAGAACGAACUGCCGGAAGGCACCAUCAGGUUCUCUUCCAAGAUCGUCUCGAUUGAGGAAGACGGCAAUGUCAAGCUCCUACAUUUGUCCGAUGGCUCAACGAUAAGAGCAAAGGUGCUGAUAGGCUGCGACGGCGUGAACUCGGUGGUGGCGAAGUGGCUUGGCCUGCCAAAGCCGAUCCUCUCAGGGCGCUCGGCCACCAGGGGCCUCGCUGAGUACCCGGCCGGCCACGGAUUCGGCCCGGAGAUCCUGCAGUUCAUCGGCCAGGGCUUCCGCUCCGGCGUGCUCCCCUGUUCCGACACCUCCGUCUACUGGAACUACACCUGGUACCCCUCCCCGGAUGACGGCGACGCGGAGGAGAGCGUGGCCAAGAUGCGGAGCUACGUGGUGGCGAAGCUGAGGGCGGCGAGGAUCCCGGCGGAGGCGCUGGACGUGAUCGAGCGGAGCGAGAUGAGCGACGUGGUGUCGUCGCCGCUGAGGUUCCGGUCGCCGCUCGCGCUCGUCCGCGGCAGCAUCAGCAGGGGCAACGUCUGCGUCGCCGGCGACGCCUUCCACCCGACGACCCCCGAGCUCGGCCAGGGCGGCUGCGCGGCGCUCGAGGACGGCGUCGUCCUCGCCCGGUGCCUCAGCGAGGCCUUCCUCGCCGACGGCGCCGAGCACGACCCGGGGUACGAGGCCGUCAAGGCGGCGCUGGAGAAGUACGCCGAGGAGAGGCGGUGGCGCGGCAUCCGGCUGAUCACGGCGGCCUACGUCGUCGGCUUCAUCCAGCAGAGCACCAACCCGGUGAUCAAGUUCCUCAGGGAGAAGUUCUUGUCAGGAUUGCUGGCAAAAACUAUGAUCGCCAUGGCUGAUUACGAUUGCGGAAAGCUAUGAUUCUGUUCACGAGAAAUCAAGAACCCAAGAAGAGAAGAAAGAAAUCAGCGGUGAGCGGGAACCGUCUUUAAUUAGCACAUGGAGCAAUCUUGUGAUGUUGUUAACCAAGCACGAGGGGGCGAGCUUAAAGUCCACCGUACAACGUACUAGUAUCACACACUCGGCAGAUGCUCAAGGCAAAGUCUUAUGUACGGGGAAGAGUAGGAGAGAGUGGAGAGAGUAUGAGAGGUAGGGCCGUAUCAGGGGUAUUUUGGCAGAUUAUUUAUGUAUCUAUGCUUUACAAAUUAACAUGUUCGAUAAAUUAGUGAUGUAUGUAGUGAAUCUCCAUUUGUUGAGGUAUUUGUUUGGACAACUUUGUUUACUUAUUGCUUUAUUGUCGUUGCUAUUCA